This is a messenger RNA of Phalaenopsis equestris, 1522 nucleotides long. Its product is annotated as probable protein S-acyltransferase 14. The transcript is spliced from 7 exons. The record is from RefSeq and is a predicted model, not a curated record. NCBI's taxonomy places the organism in Eukaryota, Viridiplantae, Streptophyta, Magnoliopsida, Asparagales, Orchidaceae. The coding region runs from base 141 to 1094 and encodes 317 amino acids. Gene Ontology annotation, cellular component: endoplasmic reticulum; Golgi apparatus. Gene Ontology annotation, molecular function: protein-cysteine S-palmitoyltransferase activity. Gene Ontology annotation, biological process: protein targeting to membrane; peptidyl-L-cysteine S-palmitoylation.
UUCCCAAAAACCAAAUCUCAAAAAAGAAACAAAGAAGAGGACUACUUCCACCUCCUCCACACCUCUUUGGAGGAAGGGAGGGUGUCUUCCUCUUUCCCCUCUUUGGACUAGGGUUCAUCUUCCUCCCAGGCACUGUCGUGAUGCAUAGAUCCGGUGCGGUGAUGGCGUGGAACGUUUUUAGGUUCUGCACGGCGCUUCGUGGUCUUGGUUCAGUGAUGAUCCUGAUGGUUCUUGGCAUCGUUGGUGUUACUUACUACGCCGUCGUGGUCAACAACUACGGUCCAGCUCUGUUUUCAACGGGAGGCUUCGGUUUCCUCACUGCCUUCGUCGUUCUUGUGCUCUUCCAUGGCCUGAUGGCAAUGUUAUUAUGGAGUUACUUUUCUGUUGUCCUUACGGAUCCUGGUAGUGUUCCACCUAAUUGGAGACCUGCUGUGGACGAGGAGGUGGGAGAAAGUGCCCCAUUGGCUGCCACGGACUUCAACAAUUCGAUUUUGACUUUGCACCAAUCUGCAAUAAUUUCGGACCCUGGAGAUCCAAGGAUUAGAUUUUGUCGGAAAUGUAACCAAUUUAAGCCUCCUCGUUGCCAUCACUGUUCUGUUUGUGGAAGAUGUGUUUUGAAGAUGGAUCACCACUGUGUGUGGGUUGUCAACUGUGUUGGAGCAUUAAAUUAUAAGUUCUUUCUUCUCUUUCUAUUCUACACAUUUCUUGAAACAACUCUGGUCACCAUGUCACUUUUGCCACAUUUUAUUGCCUUCUUCAACGAUGGAGAGAUUCCAGGAACACCUGGAAUGCUAGCAACCACUUUCCUGACAUUUGUUUUGAACUUGGCUUUUGCACUGAGUGUUCUGGGCUUUCUGAUCAUGCAUAUAUCCCUGGUGAUGGGGAAUACAACAACAAUAGAGGCAUAUGAAAAGAAAACUACUCCAAAAUGGAGGUAUGAUUUGGGAAGGAGGAGGAAUUUUGAACAGGUGUUUGGGAUUGACAAGAAGUACUGGUUCAUCCCAACCUACUCAGACGAUGACUUGAGACGGAUUCCAGCGCUGCAAGGCCUUGAAUACCCAACAAAACCAGAACUAGAUGCACAGGAUUUAUGAAAAACAAUUAUUUUUGCAGUCUGGCUAUAUUUAGGGAAGAUCCCCAGCUUGGCUUUCUAAGAUCAACAUUAAAAACCUGGAGAUUUAUAGUUUUAACCCCCAUUUUAAUCAUCAGAAGCAGCAAGAGAAGGAAGUAGUGCUGUAAUAUAAGGAUGAAGAAGAGGCCAUUUUUUUCUAAUUGUGUUGACAUUUAUAGUAUACUGUGUAGAAUUUGUUCUGAUUGUGAAGGGAUGGGUUGAGAGUGCUGUUUGUGGAGGUGCUAAUGUAUCCAGCUGCUAUUUGUCUGGUGCUGAUGUGCUUAUGGUUUCAGUAAGCUGUAAAAUAGAUGUUUUUAAAACAUGUUAGUUUUAGGGUCCAUUCAUUUAAGACGGCGGAUUACUAUUUUUCUCAAGUUAGACUAAAUUGUUCCACGUAAGAAAUAAUUUUAA